Messenger RNA from Jatropha curcas, 1171 nucleotides. RefSeq names its product axial regulator YABBY 1. The record is from RefSeq and is a predicted model, not a curated record. Gene Ontology annotation, cellular component: nucleus. Gene Ontology annotation, biological process: polarity specification of adaxial/abaxial axis; multicellular organism development; regulation of shoot apical meristem development. NCBI's taxonomy places the organism in Eukaryota, Viridiplantae, Streptophyta, Magnoliopsida, Malpighiales, Euphorbiaceae.
GACCAAUAAUAAGCACAAAGGGAAGCCACGAGGGGUUUUUCUAUUUCUUUCCUGUGUCUUCUCUCUUAUUUUAUCACCUUUGUUUCACAAAACAACACCUUAUUCACAAGAAAGAAAAAAAAAAGGCAGAUCCAAGGUAGUGGUGGUUAAGCUGUCAAUCCUAUCAAUCAAUCAAACCAGAAAGAAAGCCAGUAAAUCAUCAAUCAUUUCUUGUUUUUUUUUUUUUUCCCAAAAGACUUGAAAAAGGGUAUAUAUCAAAUUAAAAUUCUACCAUGUCCUCCUCUUCUUCACUCUCUGUGGACCACCUUUCCCCCUCCGAGCAGCUCUGUUAUGUCCAGUGCAACAUUUGCGACACUGUUCUUGCGGUGAGUGUUCCUUGUACGAGUUUAUUCAAGACUGUUACUGUCCGAUGUGGUCACUGCACCAAUCUCCUCCCUGUCAAUAUGCGUGCUUUGAUUUUGCCAUCUGCUAAUCAGUUUCACUUGGGUCACUCUUUCUAUUCUCCUUCUCAUAAUCUUCUGGAUGAAAUCCCGAACCAAACUCCAAACUUCUUGAUCAAUCAAACAAAUGUGAAUAAUUUUAGUGUUCCGUCUCGAGGAGUGACUCACGAUGAGCUUCCAAGGCCACCAGUUAUUAACAGACCUCCGGAGAAGAGACAGAGAGUCCCCUCAGCGUACAAUCGCUUCAUCAAGGACGAGAUCCAACGCAUCAAGGCUGGAAAUCCUGAUAUAAGCCACAGAGAAGCCUUCAGUGCAGCUGCUAAGAACUGGGCCCACUUCCCACAUAUUCACUUCGGUCUCAUGCCAGAUCAGACUGUGAAGAAGACUAACAUGCGCCAGCAGGAAGGAUCAGAUGAUGUUCUGAUGAAGGAUGGAUUCUUUGCUUCUGCUAAUGUUGGUGUCUCUCCAUACUAAGAAACUUUAAUUACUAAUGGAGCUGUUUGUUUUCUUUCUUCUCUAUAAAAUUAAGUCUCUCUGCUCUUAAUUAAUUAGUAAUUAGUAAUUAGUAUUUAGUCGCAGAAAGAUUUCAAGUUUAAUUAAGAUGUAGAUUAACAGCUCUAAUCCAUAACCAAUCUACUACUACUGAUGUCUUUAAUGUCGAAAUUUGAUCUAGCAAUGUACUUCUACAUAAUCUAUUAAUCUCUACUCUUUUUUUUAAUUUCUUUUUUUAA